Molecule: messenger RNA, 861 nt
Organism: Parnassius mnemosyne (clouded apollo)
Lineage: Eukaryota; Metazoa; Arthropoda; Insecta; Lepidoptera; Papilionidae
Source: the annotation of a GenBank genome assembly
AUGCCUUUCGUUAACAUUAAGAAGCAAUACUUUAUUAUUGGAAUGUUAUUUUUCGUCGUACUAUUUUUGUUCAACAGCCGACCUGCAUUUCAAUGCCAAUUUACGCCUGAGGUCAUACCUUACAUCCCCACGAUCUAUGGUAUCACUCCAACGUACGCAAGACUCGCUCAAAAGGCAGAUCUUACAAGACUAUCACAAACUCUGAUGUUGGUGAAGAACUUUCAUUGGAUUAUCAUAGAGGACUCGGAGACGAAAACGAAAUUAGUUGAAAACCUUCUCAAAGAAUCUAUGCUCAAAUAUACACAUCUUAAUGUUAAAACACAUAAGUCAAAACAUUCAACGGCAAGUGGAGUUGAACAAAGAAAUGUUGCUUUGAACUGGCUCCGUGAGCAUCUUAUGAAGAUUCAAGAUAAGAGAGGUAUUGUGUAUUUUAUGGAUGACGACAAUACAUAUUCCCUAAAAGUUUUUGAUGAGAUGCGAAAAAUUAAUAAAGUAGGUGUGUGGCCGGUUGGUAUUGUGGGAGGGAUGAGAGUGGAAAUGCCUCUCGUCACGGACGGCAAGGUGUCUGGUUUCAAUGCAGUGUGGAAGCCAUACCGACCGUUCCCCAUUGAUAUGGCUGGCUUUGCUAUAAACGCUACACUGUUUAUAGAUCACCCAGAAGCCAAAUUCUCUAGAAAAGUGCAGUCCGGGUUUCAGGAAAGUGAAAUACUCAAAUAUGUCAUAACAAAAAAAGAAUUGGAGCCCCUAGCGGAGAACUGCACUAAAGUGUACGUGUGGCAUACACGCACGCAAACGCCGUCAAUACACAACCCAAAGAAGUUAAAGCAUCCUCCUAUACCCGACGGCCAUAUUGAAGUGUGA